Molecule: messenger RNA, 2987 nt
Organism: Stegastes partitus (bicolor damselfish)
Lineage: Eukaryota; Metazoa; Chordata; Actinopteri; Pomacentridae
Gene: simc1
Product: SUMO interacting motifs containing 1
Exons: 10
Coding region: 295-2790 (831 amino acids)
Molecular function (GO): SUMO polymer binding
Source: RefSeq, a predicted model, not a curated record
CCAGGAGCCUAUCGUAGCACUGGACUGUAUUUGUCGCAUGUAACGUAGCUUCAAGUUAGCUAUUUCCGUGAGUCAUGAAGACGUCAGAUUCAAAGCCAGCGGCGGCGCUGACGGACUGCACAUGAGGAGGCAGCGCCGGUGCGUGUCGCUCUAAACAAGGAAAUGCCGAAGGUUGCUGCCAGACGUAAUGUUUGUGUGUUUAGCACCGUGGCGGCUGUCACGGCUCUGCUUCGGGUGAUGCUGUAGCGAGGAACCGCCUAGCUGUAGCUGCUCCGGCUGAAUGAGGGGGUAGAAAUGGAAGAUGUGAUCACUCUCAGCUCAGACGACUCCGAUGUAGAAAUCGUCGGCGGCUACAACAGAGUGGCCGCCGACCCGCUGCCGCUGUCGGCGGUGCGGAUUGACGUUGACGCCGUGAACGUGAGGAUCCCACCGCUUUACAUUGACCUCACAGAUCCAAGAUGGACUCUUCCACAGCUUAAGCCAUUCAAAAGGCCAAAUGCCUCUGGCGUGGCAGUAGUGGACUUGACUGAGACCGGUGCAAACAGGACCGAACAGGAGACGGAGAAUUUGCCACCAGAUGAUUAUCAGUAUAAAAAAGACGGUAUUAUUUUGAAUCAAAUUUCAAACAAGCAAGACUUGAACUUACAGAGAAGCUCUUUGAGAGACUGCAGCGUUUCUGCCCAACAGCAGGACUGUGGGAACCUUAAACCAAAGCGGAGACGUUUUCAGACGCAGCACCGAAACGAGAGCUGUGAAGCGGAUACCCAUAAUCACACACCAGCUGUAAAGUUGACUCGAUUGCCUUUCCUUGAAACUCAUGUAAUGGAACUGGAAAAAUCAAAAUGUUCUGUUCAUUUAACUGACGACUGUACACAAAUGUCGCUGUGCUUUAAGCAACUGAAUGAUAACACUGAAAGAACAGAUUGCACUCAUGAUUCAAGGACAACUGCUGCAUCAGACGCUUCUCACGUGGAGCCUUCAUUCAAUGAGUUGCCUAAAGUGGUUAAAUCUUUGACUGGACAACAAGAUAGCAGUAAGGAAUAUGCAAGCAUGCAGUUACCAAAUAAUGAAUCUCAGCACCGGGGGAGCUCUACUGACUCUGUUUGCUUUGAGAAAAGAAGCCCUGUUGAAACCUCCAAAGAGCACAACACCCGUGAAGAAGAGAGAGAGAGUCACUCCCCAACUUUCUCCUCUUUAUCUGAGUGCAAAGCACAAAGAGAAGUCCGCUGCGCCAACCUGGAACAGCUGGAAUUGAAAGCAGAAUCUAGACGAACCUGUCUCUCUGCUCAGUCGUCCCCUCACUCUCUUACCAGCAGACUGAGCUCUUUGGAGCUUUUUGAGCCUGAUCCUGUCUCUCACACAAGUCCUACGUCUCAUAAACUAAAGAGUCAAGUCGACCCACCGUCGCCCUCUGAACUUAUACCAACUGAAGGAAUGCCUGAUUGGCAGUUGGACAGUGAAGCGUACAAGGAGGAUGUAGGAAUCGCAAGUCCGGUGUCCUUCGUUUGGCAAGAUGAAAGCGAUGGAGAAGACAUGAACGAAAAGAGCAGGAGCUUGGACUUCAGGGCAGUCAGCAGAGAGGACAGGCAUUUUGUGUGUCCAGUUACACUCAGGAAAUUAAUGGCUGGACCAGCUCAAGCCAUGAUGGGUGACGAUGAGGAACACUUUGGAACUCCAGUGGUGCUUUGCCGUCAGAGCCUGAGCCUGGUUUACAGCACUAUUGAAGAGAACUACACAGAAGGCACUUUGCAGCUCCUGUCUGACUUACUACAGCCGGGUUACUAUCCCCCCAAAGAUAUCACCUCCCAUCUACUCCGUGGCAUUCUGCUCGAUCCUAAGUGCUCCUACCACUUCUGUGUGCAGGCUUUUAAUCUGCUCAUGAGGACACAGAGACACCAUAUGGCCGAUAUGGCUGCAGUUCCAUGGGACUGGGAGUUACUGACCUCAGUCAUGUCCAAUCAGAGACAUCAUUAUGAGGUGGUGCGCAUGCUCCUGGAAUAUACUGUGCAGACGUUGGAGGAUGACUUCCAGGCCAAAAGUUGUACAUCUGCUCCUCACCACUCCAUCGCGAAGGCAACAUUGUCAUGCGAUCGGCAGUUUCCUCGGGUCAGGGAUGUCAUCAAGUGGCUGUUUAAUGCCAUUAUAAAAUCGACAGAGCACGGAGAGAGUAAAGACGCAACCAGAGAGAGGAAUGAACAGAUUAGAAUGGUGUCCAUCUUCCAAAGGAUGCUGUCUUUAGCUCUGGAGGCGGAUCGUUCUCCUGCGCUGAACUCCGCCAAGCUGUCCCAGGAGCUCUUCCAUAUGCUCAUCAGCAACAUGCCUCUGCGAGCUCACAGGAUGUUAUUGCUGGAGAGCCUACAGAGCAAGCUGCUGAGAUGUAAGCUGUUGGAACAUCUGUUGGACUAUGCGUGCCCACUGAAAACCUCUCUGCCCAUGUCGCUCAGUCUGCUGCUUCACUUCCUGAAGAACUGCACUUUGUCACCAGACCCUACGGAUGGCGAUGAGAGGUGGCAGAAGUGGGAGGAGCUGGUCCAUCUCCUCUGGAUGUUGUUGCUCAGCUACAACAAAGCCAUGAAAGGCUGCCUGUCCAGGUCAUUCACUGAGCAGAGAGGCAGCGUUGGCGCGUUAGUGUACAGACCAGACGACAUGAUAUCAAAGCAGGCCGUCUGCGAAGCCGUGGAGACCUUCUUGUCCAGAUCCCAGGCUGACAUCGGCCAAGCUUUACCUCUACAUGUGGAAGAGUCUUUAACGUAUCUACAGGAUCACCUCGUGGAUGUUUGUCAGUGUUGAAUACAAUAAAAUUCUUUGUUUUGUUGUUUUUUAUUGGUGCUCUGUUUUAAAAAAUAAUAAUUUAGAUGAGGUAUGAAACAUUGUAUUUGCUACCAUGUUCUUUUGUAUAAGUUUAUUUGUACAGUUUUAAAUGAGGCUGUGUUUUGAUUUGCCUAAUAUAAAGUCAAAACUGAAUAAAAUCUCACUUUAUAAAAUUA